Molecule: messenger RNA, 1322 nt
Organism: Panthera uncia (snow leopard)
Lineage: Eukaryota; Metazoa; Chordata; Mammalia; Carnivora; Felidae
Gene: SLC25A45
Product: solute carrier family 25 member 45
Exons: 6
Biological process (GO): transport
Cellular component (GO): mitochondrion
Molecular function (GO): transmembrane transporter activity
Source: RefSeq, a predicted model, not a curated record
UCGAACCUGCCUCCUGAGAAGGUUCUGCCUCCCGAAACUGCACCUGCUACACAGGGGAGAUGGCCUGGGGGCCGGGACCCUCCUCCCCUGGUGUCAGCACGACUGUUCUAAGGGCUCCCAGCUCCGUACUGCUGGCUGAGGGGGCCCUGCUCUCCAGCAGGGCCCCGUCUGGAUCGAGGCCACAUACUCCACGGCAGUAGUGAGUGGAAGGCAAGAGGGAAGGAGUCAGGCCGGCAGCGAGGCAGGAGCACUGGAGAAUCCAUCCCACUGCUCCACGGUUAAAUAGGCAAGACAGGCAGUGUUAGACGCUAUGAGGACCUGGUGUCUGUGGUUGGCUCCUCCCUUCGGCCUGUGUCCUCCAGGUGGGGCCAGGGCUCUCUCUGAUUGUCCCCAUGUCCCCACGUCCCCAUGCCUGCCUCACCCAGCACUUGGUGUGGAGGAGGUUGCAAAGGGGACAGCUGGAGUUUCUUUGGAGUCUGGCAGAGUAGGGAGCUCUGGGUUUGGUCCUGGGACACCCUUUUGACACUGUAAAGGUGCGGCUACAGACCCAGACCACAUACCGGGGCAUCAUCGAUUGUAUGGUGAAGACUUACCGCCAUGAGUCGCUCCUGGGCUUUUUCAAGGGAAUGAGCUUCCCCAUUGCGAGCAUAGCCAUGGUCAACUCCGUCCUGUUCGGGGUCUACAGCAACACCCUGCUGGCGCUCACGGCAACCGCUCACCAGGAACGGCGGGCCCAGCCACCCAGCUACAUACACGUCUUCAUAGCUGGCUGCACCGGAGGGUUCGUGCAGGUCUACUGCUUGGCCCCUUUUGACCUCAUCAAAGUCCGGCUACAAAACCAGACGGAGCCAAGGGCGCGGCCUCCGGGCAGCCCCCCGCCCCGGUACCGGGGGCCUGUGCACUGUGCGGUCUCCAUCUUCCAGGAGGAGGGGCCCCGGGGGCUGUUCCGGGGAGCCUGGGCCCUGACGCUGAGGGACACCCCCACACUGGGGAUCUAUUUUGUCACCUAUGAGUGGCUCUGCCGCCAGUCGACGCGGGACGGCCAGGACCCCAGCCCAGCCACGGUGCUGGUGGCAGGGGGCUUCGCAGGCAUCGCCUCCUGGGCCGUAGCCACGCCCUUGGAUGUGAUCAAGUCCCGGCUGCAGAUGGCGGGGCUGAAGCGCAGGGCGUACCGGGGGGUGCUGGACUGCAUGGUAAGCAGCGCCCGGCAGGAAGGUCUGGGGGUCUUCUUCCGGGGGCUGACGAUCAACAGCGCCCGCGCCUUUCCUGUCAACGCCGUCACCUUCCUCAGCUACGAAUACCUCCUCCGCUCGUGGGGGUGA